Messenger RNA from Cygnus olor (mute swan), 1205 nucleotides. It is a transcript of the gene TNNI1, whose product is annotated as troponin I1, slow skeletal type. Gene Ontology annotation, cellular component: troponin complex. Bases 1 to 828 code for a protein of 275 amino acids. The transcript has 8 exons. NCBI's taxonomy places the organism in Eukaryota, Metazoa, Chordata, Aves, Anseriformes, Anatidae. The record is from RefSeq and is a predicted model, not a curated record. Gene Ontology annotation, biological process: muscle contraction.
AUGGGUGCAAUAAAACACGGGUGCGACAGCGCGAGUGUGCGGUGCCACGUGUCACCCCAUCUUCGAGGCAGUGCCCCAGGUGGGUGCCGCACGUCACAGGGCGCCGGGGCUCGCAGCAAACGUGUGCACACAAGAGGGGAUUUGUGCUAUUUUUACCGACCACUUGCAAGCCGCCUGCGGUUUAAUACUCCCCCUCUGUCGCCGGGCCCCCGCAGUGCGCGGCUCCACAGACACCAGGCGCCACCGAGGAGAACAGCGCGACGCCACCAUGCCAGAGCCAGAAAAUCCAAGAUCACAGCCUCACGCAAGCUCCUGUUGAAGAGCUUGAUGCUGGCAAAAGCAAAGGAGGAGUGGGAUCAGGAGAUCGUGGACAAGCAGUCAGAGAAGGAAAGGUACCUGUCGGAGCGGAUCACACCGCUGCACACCAGCGGGCUCUCCCUGAGCCAGCUCCAGGACCUGUGCAGGGAGCUGCACGAGAAGGUUGAAAUUGUGGACGAAGAGCGAUAUGACAUCGAAGCGAAGUGCAACCAUAACACCAGGGAGAUUAAAGACCUGAAAAUCAAAGUGCUUGACCUGCGGGGGAAGUUCAAGCGACCGCCCCUGCGGCGGGUCCGCGUCUCUGCCGAUGCCAUGCUGAGGGCUCUGCUGGGCUCCAAGCACAAGGUCUCCAUGGACCUCAGAGCCAACCUGAAGUCCGUCAAGAAGGAGGACACGGAGAAGGAGCGCCCCGUGGAAGUGGGCGACUGGCGCAAGAACGUGGAGGCCAUGUCGGGGAUGGAGGGGAGGAAGAAGAUGUUCGACGCUGCCAAGUCCCCGACGGGGCAGUGAGAGGUGUGCCAGGACAGAAGAAGGUCCCCAACCCCGCUGCCUGCCCCCUUUUCCCUUGCUGCCCCUCCGCACUCUUUGCACCCUCACCCUGAGCUCAGCACCGAGACGAAAAGUGUGGACAACCGUGCGGGAAGGAGAUCUGAGCUUCUUCCUUCCAGCUCUGCCUCUUGCCCUGCUCCCACACAGCCCCAGCACAGCGGCUCCUGCGGGCAUCACCCCCACGGGAUGCGCUCCUGGAGGGGCCACCAGCCAGCCAGCCCCUCCUGCCACUGCCAAGAUGCCCCGGGGAUGGCUGCCGGUCCCCUGCUCCCCCACCCUUGGGUGCAGCCUGAGAUGUGCCCGCGCGGCUGCGCGCGCAUUAAAGGACGGUCUCCGGG